Messenger RNA from Chaetomium globosum CBS 148.51, 2559 nucleotides. RefSeq lists its product as uncharacterized. The record is from RefSeq and is a predicted model, not a curated record. Gene Ontology annotation, molecular function: protein binding. The transcript has 2 exons. Lineage: Eukaryota; Fungi; Ascomycota; Sordariomycetes; Sordariales; Chaetomiaceae. Bases 1 to 2559 code for a protein of 852 amino acids.
AUGGCCACCCUUGCGUCCCUCCCGAAUGAGAUCCUCAUCGCCAUUGCGGGCUAUUUGGCCGACAUCCAGGACCUUGCCGCCCUGGCGUUGACGAACCGCCGAUUCUUCUCUAUCGCAAACCCGGGGCUCUAUGCCACUGCCGCCCGCAACUACAAGCCAGUGUUGUUCUACUGCGCCGAAAACGGGUUGAUCGGACCUAUGAAUUCUUUGCUCACCCACGGAGCUGACCCGGAUCGAGCCUUCCGUUCCCCUAUUUCCCGGGACUCUCUCAAUCGUGCCCUCGCAGCCCAAGGUCGCCGCCCGGGAAGGCGGCCGCUUAUGGACUGGAAACUGAUACUGGAGGAGACCACGUCAAGGACAAGAGAGGUCCUUGAAAGGGCUAUUGUACAUGACGAACUCUGCGAGCUGAAAGCCCGCUUCUAUGCGGACACGAGCAAGCGCUCCUCCAACCUCAUCCCUCGGGCAUACCAUCCAAGAAGACUGCGCGAACCCGCCUCCCAAGCUGCGACCCCUUUAUACUUUGCUAUCUUGGCCGGACACAAGUCCACAGUACGUCUUCUACUAGCCCGCGGGGCCUCGAUCGUCGUUUCUUCUGGCGGCAUCACGCCUCUUCACCUCGCUGCUUGGUGCGGCGAUUUGGAGCUAUGCAGGCUACUCUUGGACGAAACCCCCCGCCAGGAAGUAGACUCAUGGAUAGACGCACGACUUACCCCCUUUCAUUAUGCCGUUGCUGGCGGCCACUUGCAGACGGUUGGCCGCUUUCUGCUCCAAAGGGGUGCCGACAUCCAAGCCGACUUUGAAGGGGAUCUACUUCCCAGCUACUGUGUUCCAUAUUCCAUGGAUGGUCCUGUGAAUGCUUUCGGGCUUGCUCUUUGCGCCCAUAAGUACCGCGAUGCAUUGAUGCUCCUGCAUAUGAACCCAGAUUUUGCCAGAAAAGGACAUGAGAGGCCCUGGCAGAGCUCUAUAGCGGUGUGUCUCCAGACCUUGCCAAUCGAACGGUCAGACGACAUGGAAGGACUGGUCGUCUCCAUACUUCGGAACUUAUUUCUACAUUCCCAGGAUUAUACCAAACACAUACACUCGUUCGAGAACUAUUAUAUCUUGGCCCUGUCGCGGGAUCUCCCUCAAUUCCUGAGCCUGAUGCUGGAAGAUGCCGAGGUUCGGGGCCUUUCGCUUGCGAGCAUCGAGCGCUGGGUAUAUGAUGCCCUACAAUCUAUCCGUUCCAGCCCGGCAGUCGAUGCCGUCAUGGCGCUUAUCCAAUACGCUGUCUCGAAACAACGCAUGCCUUUGCCUUGCCUCAGCCGUGUUUUUCCGCCAUUGCUUUCAAGAGGCUGGUCCCGUUUUGAGGAUAUGUCGAAGGCGCGAUUUGAAGCCAGGCUAGAGAUGGCAAAGCUGGUGUACCACCUGCACCUUUCAGCCGACCCCAGAGGGGUCAGCGACAGUGACUUACACGACGCUCUUUUGAACGCUUGCCAGGCCGGUGGGCUGAAAUUAUGCCAAUGGCUCGCCAGCCUCGGCGCAUUACGCUUGAUGGAUAAGAAUGAUUUCGCCGCCUUGUUGGAUCAGGCUGCACGUAAAGGGGACGAGUUAUUGACUGGCUGGGUCUUGACCCAGGCCGAAAACGCAGGUCACAAACGUUCAAUUAUGGAUGGCAUCUGCUUAUGGGAUAUAAUAGCGCUGUCUGGUGUCUAUGAGACCGCGAUUCUUUUCGCCCACCAUGGAGCAAAUAUCAACGUUGCGCUUGAGAAGCCACGGUGCCUUGGGGCAGUAUAUCCCUUGUUCUCGUGCCGAACCCGCCAACGAACGACAAUCCAGGAAUAUCGUACCGUUCACUACGGUAGUAACAUAUUCUUUAAACUCUGUAGCAGGCCAGACCUGACCGGUGCCGUCGAGCUAUGUCGGUUGGCUAUUCACGCUGCCGGAGAAGACGCUGAAAAACUCUUUAGUUGCAGCUUUUUGACCGGACAGUCAGGGACCCUAUCGCCAAUCAGUCUUAUCUGCAGUAUAAGAUCUCCCUUCGAGAUUAAUAGCCAAUUAUCAGUCUCGCCCCCCUGUGACCACAGGCCCGCAAGAACGAACGUGGAUGAUGAACCGGCGCGGCUAGCCAUGCUACGGAUGGUCCUCGAUGCCGGGGCUGCCGAGGUACAUACGCUAGCGGAGGUAGUCAAUCGCGGAGAGGCCGAAGACUAUGAGCAACCGAGCGAAUUACUAUGGCAUGCUCUCGCCUCGGAGGAUACGCACGAAAUCGGCCGCCAACAAGCCUUGACAUCCAACCCAAACGGGAGCCCGGUUUGGAGAGUCCACAACUGGCAGAGUGACCCCAUUCGAUGCGCCAUACGCAAUGGAUUCCCGAAGUUGGUCCAAACAAUGCUUGAGACAAGGCCGCUGCCAACCAGGAACCAUCCCGCAGCUUGCGUUACUUGGAGGCUGCCUGCGGUGAAGGCGGGCGAGAGUACUCGGGAGACCGCCUUUUACCUCAAACUCUCAGCAUUGUGCUCACCAUGGCCAACUUGGACCAUGCAGAUCUACUCCACCCAAACGGCGAAACAGAGUUGCUAA